CAGAAGCCGGCAAGAAAAGAAAACGAGGGGGUCGCCAUGUCUACCAUUGCGGCUUUCUACAACGACAAAUCGAUCCUCAUCACGGGAGCCACGGGAUUCAUGGGCAAAGUGCUGGUGGAGAAACUUUUACGCACCAGUCCUGACCUCAAAACCAUCUACAUCCUCGUCAGGCCCAAGUCUGGACAGUCGAUGCAGCAGAGAGUGGCCGAGAUGCUCAAAUGCAAGCUGUUCGACAAAGUCAAAGAAACCUGUCCCAACAUCAAGGAGAAGAUCAAACCCAUUUACGCCGACCUCAAGCAGGGAGAUCUGGCCAUCAGCAAAGAGAACUUGCAGGAACUCCUGGCAUGUAUCAACAUCGUUUUCCACUGUGCCGCCACCGUUCGCUUUGAUGACCCACUGAGACACGCCUUGCAGCUGAACGUCCUGGCCACCCAGCAGCUCCUGCUCAUCGCCAGCCAGAUGUCCAAACUGGAAGCCUUUAUCCACUUCUCCACCGCCUUCUCCAACUGCAACCUGAAACACAUCGACGAAGUCAUCUACCCGGCCCCCGUGGAGCCCAAGAAGCUCAUCGACUCCGUGGAGUGGCUAGAUGAGAAGAUUGUGGAAGAGAUCACUCCCAAACUGAUUGGCGACAGGCCCAACACCUACACGUUCACCAAAGCCUUAGGGGAGACCGUGGUGGAGCAGCAGAAAGGAAACCUCAACAUAGCCAUCAUCCGACCGUCCAUUGUGGGAGCCAGUUGGAAAGAGCCUUUCCCAGGCUGGAUUGAUUCCUUAAAUGGACCUAGUGGCCUCAUCGUUGCGGCCGGGAAAGGCAUCCUGCGGGUCAUCAAGGCCACCCCCGAUGCUGUAGCCGACGUGGUUCCUGUAGACAUCGUCAUCAACCUGACCCUGGCCGUGGGGUGGUUCACCGCUGUCCACAGGCCCAAAUCAACUCUAAUAUACCACUGCACAACGGGAAACCUCAAUCCUUUCCCCUGGGGAAUGCUAGGUUACCACGUCCUGAAAACUUUCCAAGAGUCUCCUCUGGAGAAAGCCUUCAGGAGGCCCUGCACGGACUUCAUUUCCAGCAGCGUCACGGCUCACUACUGGAAUGCCGUCAGCCACAUUGGCCCGGCAAUUCUCUACGAUUUCUACCUGAGGAUCACGGGGAGGAAGCCCAGGAUGACCAAGUUGGUCAACCGCCUGCUCAAGUCCCUUUCCCUGCUGGAGUAUUUCAUCAAUCGGAGCUGGGAAUGGAGUACGUACAAUACAGAAAUGUUAAUGGGGCAGCUUACCCCUGAAGACCAAAAUCUCUUCAAUUUUGACGUGCGCAAGUUGGAUUGGUUUGAGUAUGUUGAAAACUACUGCAUUGGGACUAAGAAGUACCUUCUGAAAGAAGACAUGUCUAGGCUUCCUGCCGCGAGGCAGCACUUAAAAAGGCUCAGAAACAUUCACUACCUCUUCAACACCGUUGUCUUCCUCAUCGUUUGGCGGGUCUUCAUCGCCCGAUCGCAGAUGGCUCGGAAUGUCUGGUACUUUGUAGUGAACCUCUGCUAUAAAUUCCUUAACUACUUCAGGGCAUCCAGCACCCUUGGGCACUGAGAACUUAGUCAAAAACCAGUGGGUGUAAGGAUUUCAAAGCGAUUUAAAAACUUGCCUGUUCCCAUAACCCUCCAAACCGACCAUCAUGUAUUUGCCAGAAUUUUUUUCGGUGACGAUGUGGUUUUUCUUCCAGGGAAAAAUUCCUACGGAGGUAAAACUUUAUCCCAACCUGCUUGGCCAUAUUGCAACUUCUGAGAAAAAAAAAAAAAGAUAUCUCAGGUUUUCCCUGACCCUAUUUCGUGCCACAUGACUAUGAAUAUCAAAGGCAGCUUUUUUCUUCCCAAAUAUGACGCUUCACAAAAAAAAAAAUCAACCUGUAUGUUCAAAUCAAAUGGCACAAAAUACGGAUGGAAGUACUGAACAAAGAAAUGUAUAAGUUAAAGAACUUCACUGUCCUUGUAAUAAGGUUUUUGAAACUUAGCCUAAAGGCACAAAAUGA
This is a messenger RNA of Tachyglossus aculeatus (Australian echidna), 2023 nucleotides long. It is a transcript of the gene FAR2, whose product is annotated as fatty acyl-CoA reductase 2. Bases 37 to 1584 code for a protein of 515 amino acids. Gene Ontology annotation, molecular function: alcohol-forming very long-chain fatty acyl-CoA reductase (NADP+) activity. Lineage: Eukaryota; Metazoa; Chordata; Mammalia; Monotremata; Tachyglossidae. Gene Ontology annotation, cellular component: peroxisome. The record is from RefSeq and is a predicted model, not a curated record. Gene Ontology annotation, biological process: long-chain fatty-acyl-CoA metabolic process. The transcript has 11 exons.